UCAUGUUGAACUUUAUUUACUUUACUCUUCACAUUUAGCUUAAGUUUUUCUUUGGUCGUUCUUCUUAGGCGCCUAUAAAAUGAUGCCAAAAAGGUGUCCCUUUAUCAACUUUUAUCCAAUAAUCAUCUUCCUAUUGAAUUUUUGGACAUCUAAAGAAGGAGUUCUUCCUGUCAGCCUUCACGAUUAAAUUAAUGCGAUUGGCAUUGCGUUUCUGCUCGUUGUAGCAUGCAGAAUAAUGCUUGUCACUUUUCACGCUCAACUUCUGUGGUGUUUGCUUCUUACGUUUGAUGCUGAAGCAGUAAACGAAGUGAAUACUUGUAUAUUCCAAUCUGAACUCUUCUGCCGUGUACUAUCAACAGCAACAGUUAUCGUGGAUCUUCUGGACAAUGGUUCCAAAAAUAUACUGGUGAAGAAGCUCCAUCUUCACCUAAGAAAACCUACAUUGAUUGUGACAGACUGCUUCUCGACUGUAGCAAACAUAUCGUCUACGUGUAACAACACUGCUAUCUUGAACACAAUUACUGAUGUUCUGUGUCGGGAGUCUAACGUCACCGUCCUUGGAGUUUCUAAUUGUUGGAAUCUGAGAAACGCCCUUGUGCAAAUCUUGUGGAAUGUGGAAAUGUGGGACAAUGGGCCACUUUCCGAACUAGAUGAUGUUAACGCAUGCGUCUUCCGGAACAAGUCAUACAUAUUUUCCAACGUGACUAAGUCUCAACUCCGAGGAAAACAAUUUAAAGUUGUCACAAAACAGGAGGUUCCGUAUAUGUUACUAGAAGACGGUCCAAAUAAUGCCACUAGAGCAGCUGGUGGUUGUGAGUAUCAACUAUUAGAAGCUUUAGCAGGAUACUUCAGUUUUACGUAUACUUUAACAAAACCAGUUGAUGACGAAUUUGGAGAUGUAGGAGCUCAUGGUAAAUGGACGGGAAUGAUAGGAUACCUGCAAGACGAGAAAGCAGAUAUUGCCCUCUGCGGUCUCAGUAUCACAAAGGAGAGAGAAACAGUUGUGGACUUCUCAACUUUUUAUAUGAACGAUCCAGUUAAAUUUAUAACUCACACUCCAGGACUGAGACCACGAGCUUUUGUUAUCGUCAGACCUUUCAGUAAAGAGGUCUGGCUUAGUGUUAUUGGUGCCCUCCUUAUAGCAUCCCUAUCUCUUCAAACAAUGUUUUUCUUGUCCAAUCGAUACCAUUAUGAGAGAGAACAGACAACUUUUAACGCCAUCUGGUACCUGGGAGGAACAUUAACACAGCAAGGAAGCUUUGGACAAUGA
Messenger RNA from Limulus polyphemus (Atlantic horseshoe crab), 1270 nucleotides. Its product is annotated as glutamate receptor ionotropic, delta-2-like. The transcript is spliced from 10 exons. Gene Ontology annotation, cellular component: membrane. The record is from RefSeq and is a predicted model, not a curated record. NCBI's taxonomy places the organism in Eukaryota, Metazoa, Arthropoda, Merostomata, Xiphosura, Limulidae. Bases 236 to 1270 code for a protein of 344 amino acids. Gene Ontology annotation, molecular function: glutamate-gated receptor activity.